Messenger RNA from Papilio polytes (common Mormon), 962 nucleotides. Its product is annotated as transmembrane protein 136-like. The record is from RefSeq and is a predicted model, not a curated record. Bases 133 to 879 code for a protein of 248 amino acids. Gene Ontology annotation, cellular component: membrane. Lineage: Eukaryota; Metazoa; Arthropoda; Insecta; Lepidoptera; Papilionidae. The transcript is spliced from 4 exons.
CUUUUUUAAUUACUUGACAACAUUAAAUCCGUCAUGUGAGCGAUCAAAAAUUACCAAAUCAACCACAACAACAAACCACUGAAAUGAAAACAAACCGAGCAAUUUAAAACCCAAACCCAACCGGUUCUACGAAUGGAAGCAAAAUCUGAACUAUCAGCGACAUCGUUGACCAAGUUAAUAUCAUUCCUGUUGUGGACCGGACUAUACCUACAUUUGGCGGUGGACUCCAAGCGCAGUCCGGAGUGGUGUUCACGCGCGGUCACCCUGCUACAUGGCUCUGUGGCCGCGUUCGUAGGCCUAGCACAGUGCAAUGUAAACCAACUAACGCGAUCAUGUCUUACAAUGAGACUAUCAUGGUGGCAAUACGCUCUUAUGUUCUGGUCGUGGGGCUACUUUACAUUCGACUUCCUCUGGUGCUUGCUGUACUGGAGUAAGAGCUACACUAUGCUCUUCCAUCACCUAUGCUCGAUCAUCGCCAUAAAUAUGUACCUUAGCAUGGAGAACACUGGGUGUACAUUCGCUUGCACCAUCGCAUUAUUAGAGGUCACGAAUCCCCUUUUACAAACAAGAUGGUUUCUCCGCGACGGGGGAUAUAAUGAAUCUUUCUUAUAUUAUGUGGUGGAAAUAUCGUACCUAGUGUUGUUCAUAUUGCUCCGAGGAUGCCUUGGCACUUACUUGGUAUACAAAAUAUUGCUCUCCGACGCUUUUGGCCCACACGAAAAAAUCAUAACUGUUUCACUGUACUUGGUUUCUUUAGCAUUCAUAUACGAAAUCUUGGGGUAUGUGAUGUACAAAUAUAGAAACAGAAUUGAGGAAUUUAAAAGUAUAGGAGGAAAUGAAAUGGAAGCUAAAUUACCAGAACAGCAACAAGCUUCGUAAAUUCUGGGUUAAAAAUAUUUUAUUAAAAUUUUCAAUUGCACAAUAAAGUACUUUGUCAAUUAAAGUUAAAAAAAAGGUAAAUA